AUGGCCAAUAGAACCGCUUACGAACAUGCCACCACCGGCUUCACCGGUGCUAAUUCCCCCAUCACCCUUCCCAACAUUACUAAUGAUAGGUCCUGGCAGAUUCCACCCUACAUCAUGACGGCCAUCACUAAUUCAUGCCAAUUCCAUGGUCGUGAUGAUGAGGAUGCUCCCGCCCACAUUAACCGAAUCACCCGCCUUUGCAGCAUCUUCUCUAUUGAAGGUGUUAAUCUAGAAGCCAGGUACCUACAGGUUUUCCCAUUAACUCUCGCUGGCCGCGCAACCGUCUGGUUCGAUUCACUGCCAGCGGGAACAUUCACCAUCUGGGCAGGUUUACGAGAUGCUUUCUUAGCUAAAUAUUUCCCACCUGCCAAAGCAUCUCGUCUACGCGAUCAGAUCCAUUCAUUCCGGAUGGAGCCUGAUGAGCCGUAUCACCUGGCCUGGGAGAGAUUCCAAACUCUGCUUUCUCGUUGUUCUCCGCAUGGUUUGUCGGAUUGGGCACUUGUUGAAAAGUUCUACAAUGGUCUCACCCCGGAGAUCAAAGCCCGGUUCAAUACUUCUACUGGAGGGCAACUCAUGGGUAAAAAGACGGUUACUGAGUGCAUUGAUUUGUUUGAGAGUUUCGCCCAUUCUGAUAUGGAAUAUAGCACUACCAGCAAGACUUCCAUUCCUGUGACUACCUCCUCGGCCACUCGAGGGGUAAACCAAGUAGGCUUGGAUUCAUCGGUAGCUGCUGCUUUAGAGGGUCUUAAACAAGAGUUGAAUGAGAUUAAGAAAAAGGUUGAUAGGUGUGAGGUUUAUAGGGGGCACGACGUGAUAGAUUGUCCCACACUUACACUCGAGCAGGUAGAGGUUAUAGUCGGUCACUCUAGGGGUCGAUUUAAUAAUAGUAAUUCAAAUUAUAACUCUAACUGGCGUGGUGGUGGCAAUAAUAGUUGUUUCCGUUCUUCCGGUAAUCCUCCUGGUUUUCCAUCUAGUCAGUAUAAAAAUAGGGGGCCCGGUCUAUACACUAGUAGUGGUUCAGGUCAGGGAGCUCAGUUUAGUGGUUCAGACAUUCAGAGAACAGUAGGUGGUUUAGCUAAACAGUUACAAGAGAACCCACCAGGUCAGUUUUCAAGAAAUACCUACCCGAACCCAGCAAACCAUCCAGCUAAAGCUAUUACUACCCGUAGUGGAAAGAGUCUAGGGGAGGUAGUUAGAGAGAGUGUAGAGGUAGAGGAUGAGGAAGAGGUAGACGAGGAAAUAGAGAUGGAAGCUCCCGGUAAGGUGCAAAAUAGGCUAGACCCAGCAAGUACCGCACACACUGAGGAGCUCCAAGUAGAAAAGAGUGUCGAAAAACGUCCCGUAGGGGUUAGUCCUUCACCGUCAGUUGAUCAUUCAGGCGUUCCCUACCCCGCCCGCCUUAAGCAUCAAAAGUAUGCUAAGGAAUAUAGGCAAUUCUUAGAAAUAUUCAAACAGUUAAAAAUCAACCUUCCUUUCAUCAAAGCCUUAUAG
Messenger RNA from Helianthus annuus (common sunflower), 1491 nucleotides. RefSeq lists its product as uncharacterized. The record is from RefSeq and is a predicted model, not a curated record. NCBI's taxonomy places the organism in Eukaryota, Viridiplantae, Streptophyta, Magnoliopsida, Asterales, Asteraceae. The transcript is spliced from 2 exons. The coding region runs from base 1 to 1491 and encodes 496 amino acids.